Molecule: messenger RNA, 568 nt
Organism: Camelus dromedarius (Arabian camel)
Lineage: Eukaryota; Metazoa; Chordata; Mammalia; Artiodactyla; Camelidae
Gene: CCL19
Product: C-C motif chemokine ligand 19
Exons: 4
Coding region: 1-303 (100 amino acids)
Biological process (GO): immune response
Cellular component (GO): extracellular region
Molecular function (GO): chemokine activity
Source: RefSeq, a predicted model, not a curated record
AUGGCAUCCCAUGCAGCCGCACUGCUGGUCCUCAGCCUGCUGAUCCUCUGGACGUCCUCUGCUCUGGGAGGUGCCAACGACGCUGAAGACUGCUGCCUGUCUGUGACCCAGCGCCCCAUCCCCGGGAACCUGGUGCAAGGCUUUCGUUACCUGCUCCUCAAGGAUGGCUGCCGGGUGCCUGCCGUUGUGUUCACCACGCUAAGAGGUCGCCAGCUCUGUGCACCCCCAAACCAGCCCUGGGUGGUCCGCAUCAUCCGGAGACUGCAGAGGAACUCUGCCAAGGCCAAGGGCUCCAGCAGUUAGCCCACAAGAGUCCCAGCCCCAGAGGGAGCGCCGUGUCCCAGUGAAGGGAUGUGAAUCACUGGCACGCGAGAGAAUCAAGGACUAGAAGGGAGGACCAGGCCUCCAGCUCCCCUGCCCCAGACCUAACCCAGCUGGGCAGGAGUGGGCAGGGCAGGAGUGUCACUGUGAGUGUGAGUGUGAGAGAGGGUGAGUGUGGCAGAAGCACAGCUUUUGCAUGAUCAGAUGCCAUGCUGUCCAAUGCGUCCAAUAAAGCCCAGCUGGUACC